Molecule: messenger RNA, 3799 nt
Organism: Melanaphis sacchari
Lineage: Eukaryota; Metazoa; Arthropoda; Insecta; Hemiptera; Aphididae
Product: mucin-5AC-like
Exons: 4
Coding region: 409-3108 (899 amino acids)
Source: RefSeq, a predicted model, not a curated record
CAUUCGAUUUCGUUCAUUCGACUUGUCGCCGGCAACGCACGCGCACGCUACUGCACUUGAUUAUUAUUUUUUACUAUAACUAUAACCGUCAUUAUCGUUAUAGUGUCGAUCAUUCCCAUCGCAUUCCGCGUAUUUUGUACCGUUGUACUUACAGUCCACGCGACGAAGACCACGGUUUACGGUUUUUCUCCUUUUUUUGAUGUUUUAGAUUUUUAAUCUUUUCAUUUUGUCUUGCGCUCAGCUCGAUUGAACUUCGUGGCAGUGCGCCGUUUAUACUUUUCGUCUACCCUUUAAUUGGAUUAAUAUAAUAUAUAUAUCAUACGUUCAAACCACAGAACUGUCGGUGAUACGCCCGAAGUUGUACUUCAACAUUCUUUCUCAAGAGUAAAUGGGUUUUACGACUGAACAAUGAGUGUAAGAACAUCUAUUUGUUUGAUUUCUUUGAAUAUCCUUUUAGGAUUUAUUUUGUUUGUUAGAGGUGAACAUUUCUAUUUGCCCAAGGAAAAUAACGUUUUCUCUAACGAUUUGCAAGAUGACUGGGUACCGGUAUCCGGUAUUGAUAAAAGGUCAACCAGAAUCAACAAUGGAUUUUCACAAGUUGUUCAUAUAACGCCACCUGUCCGGUAUACUAAUCGACCGGUUAACCAACAACCAGCGGCUUCUAACAAAAUUGAAGUGUUCGCUCAACCACCGCCCACUAUACUAGGUUCUUUUAGCGAGUUCGGUCACGCAACAAUUGAAGCACGAGAACCAGCACACACUUUAAACUUCAGGCCUAGCUACAACUUUGAUAGACAUUACGAAGAGACUAACGAUCGGCGUUUUCAACAGAAUGACUACAACGAACCAGAAGACCAAAAGCCUCCCGCAAUUGUAGUGUUCAACGCUCAACAACGUCAUCCUCAAAACUAUCAAAAGCCACCACCAUUGCAACCACCUCCGCAAUUCUAUCAAAACUUCCAAUUCCAUAAUAUCAACAACAAUCCCAAUAAUAACAAUAACAACCCCAGCACUAACAACUACAACAAUAACCAUAAGAGCUUUGGGUUUAAGGAACUACCAAUCGUGCAAGAUCCACCCAAGAGACUGACGUCAUAUUAUGUGUCCAAUGAUCAUAUUUUUCCGAGACCACAGGGUAAUAACAAACAGGUGUACGCGGAACAACGGCCAAAACCUUAUUUAGUGAACCCCUUGGAUUCAAUACAACAACCACAUAAACAACAUCAUCACCAUCACCAUCACCAACAACAACAACAACAACAACAACAACAACAACCAUCACCGCCACAACAACAGGAAUACAUAUCUUCUACAGAAGGAGGAUCGUCGACGCACUUCCAAAAAUACCCAGGUCACGUUAAAAAUCAAAAUUUAUACCCUCAAAUCUCGAAUUUUGCACGACCAUUUGAACAGACGAGUGGAGAUCAAAACGUUUUUAUAAAACCCAAUCAGUAUGUGCAAAACUUGAAUGUAGGUACAGAGAUGCGGUUCGGUCAGGAACACAGUGGCCAACCAACCCGACCGGUUACUGUAGACUUGCCAACUUCGUUCACACACCCAGCGACCAGGCCGUUCAGCAAGUACCAGACACCGUCGCCCAAAAACGAAGAGCUUUAUCGGAUAUUCCCAGUGAAGGAAGUCAACGCGCUGCCUGCAUUUUUGCCCACACCGGUUACAUUAGGUCACCAACAACCUGUGAACGGCCGUCCGAAGGCGCCGUACUUUAAGGCAGCGGCAGCGGCGGCGGGUGGUUCAUCAGAGUACGACGCUCACGAGGAACAGGACGAGAACGAGUCCAGCGAACAUUAUGAUAUACUAAAAAGCUCUACCAAACCGAUGUCGACCUCAACCACUACCACUACCACGGUUGCACCAAAAACAACGCGCAAACGAAAACCGACGACGACGACGACGACGACGACUACCUCGACGACUACUGCCGUGCCGGACGACUACGACGAGUACGCUGUCCCUAAUCGCCAGCAAUUGCAGUUACAAGAACACCAACAGGACUACCGUCCGCGACAAAAAUACCAACAACUACACCAGGAUUAUGAAACGGUGGCUGUUUCGACGACGACGGAGGCGUUGACGACCUACGCGCCCGUCAGAGAAGAACGACCGGUUCCGGUGUCAGUGAACAAAUUUAAGAAAAAGAAACCUUUGCCGUCGUCUAGACCUAAAGAACCGUACCCGGCAGUCGAGUAUGAAAACGUGCCUGAUCGAGUGACGUUGGCGCCGACCACCACGACCACGACUGCGGCGACCACGACCGCGGCUACUACAACGACCACGACCGCAUCGCAGUCGAGUGCUGCCGAGGCUGCGGCGUCGGACGUGCGCACAAAGACGAAAGCCAAGUACGGUAACGGUACGCGACCGCGGUUCAGUAUCAAAGACUAUAAAACCACGACCAGUACGACGACGACCACAUCCACCAGUACGGAGAAAGCGCCGUAUACGAUAGGACGGAGGACGACGACCACCGCGAGUCCCGCGCCCACGGACCCGGAAACCGUCGAACAACCCGCAAACACGACAGUCCGGAAGUCCUACAAACCGCGAGUCCGGCCCAACCGGUACAAGGCUGGCACAUCGACGACGUCUACCACGAACGAACCGCAACAACAACAGCAACAGGACACCAGCACCGAACGGGCGGCGUAUCGGAGCAAAUACAAGCCCGGUAAGUACUACAACAGGCUGAGAACGAGUACCGAUUCGGCGGCAACGGUGGCAGUGGCGGACGACGGUGGCGAACCGGCGGCCACGGAGCCUACUAGACCGGCAGUGUACUCGGCCAAACGGCGGACGGUGCCGACCAUCAGGACGGCCGCGGUGCAGUCGGCUACGGUGGCGGCGGCCGAAGAGCACAACGCGCUCAGGAGGAGUUCGUCCGUGUCUCCGAUCGAUGAUAACGCUUCUGAAGCGAUGGACGCAGCGUCUUCCGAAGACGUAGACUACGUCGCAACCACGGUCGCGGUAACUCCGGUGGCACCGAGACACAAGUAUCACACUUCGUACGUGGCCGACAGACCGUUGUUGCCCAUCGAAUCGUUCUUCCAGUCGUCGAUGACCAGCAAACGGCAUCACAACGAAAGGCGAUGAUCACCGAUACUAAUUAUAUACAUAUAUAAUAGAUAUAUUUAUAUACGUAUAGCAGCUCAACACGUAAUUUUAUAAUAUAAUAUUAAUAAAAUAAUAAAUUAUUGGAACAGUCAUGCUCUACUGCAGGUGCUUAAGACGAGAAAUAUCCGACCAAACGACGCAGAUUUACGCAUUUAUGUAAAUACGUCGGCCAUCGGCCCUAUAUUUCAUAUUAUAUCUACCUAUUUAUAUUUAUAGAUUUAUAAACGAACGAUCGAAGUACUUGAUUUGUAGUGUAUCAAUGGUUUAGUACCGAUGUCAAUAUUAUAGAUUUUCGUAACUAUUCACAUCUUUGAUUCAUGUCAAUGGCUUUCAUAAUAUUACUGCUUGUAUAUUCACCGGAACCUGCGUGUACUCGUAUUGAAUGAUCGGAUAUUUCUAGGUUUUUGUGUAAUUCAAUACCAUAAUUUUAAAUAUCGUUAUUGCGUGUCACCGUCGUCGCCAAUCUAUACAUUUUUACUACGACAUAAUAUUAGGUUAGGUACACAUUUCUAUACUCGUUAUAGGUAGUCUCAUCUUAAACCACUCUCCUCUAAAUAUAAAUUGUAAUUUAUAACACUAUCUGAUUAAUAUUUCGUUGUGACAUUAUUAUUGUAGUGAGUAGGUUUUUUUUUCUAAACAUUUUUUGUACAUAAAAAAUUAUAUUUAUAGU